Molecule: messenger RNA, 1170 nt
Organism: Aspergillus tanneri
Lineage: Eukaryota; Fungi; Ascomycota; Eurotiomycetes; Eurotiales; Aspergillaceae
Product: phosphatidylserine decarboxylase
Exons: 1
Coding region: 1-1170 (389 amino acids)
Biological process (GO): phospholipid biosynthetic process
Molecular function (GO): phosphatidylserine decarboxylase activity
Source: RefSeq, a predicted model, not a curated record
AUGUCUCACCAGCCUAUUGUUCUCGAGCUCAUUGACUUAAUUGACCGUAACAAAUGGCAAGAGACGUUCGAGGAGGCAAUUAAAAAAGCCCGCGAGGAUCCUAACGCUGUGGACGAUUUGAACAGCGAAAACAUAAAAGACUUGAAAAGCUUCUUCAAGUUCAUCGAUUCCUAUGUGACGUGGAUACCCAUGACUGCUGCGGAUAGAGAUAUACCGUUAAAGAAGCUCUCCAUUUUUUACUUUAUCCUAGACAAGCAACCAGUAAUAGACUUGCAGACGAGUGUUACUGAGAAAAAGGAUGAGCGCACAGAGCUUUCAGACUGGGUCGUCAAGUUUGCCAACAGUCUUGGAACUCAUAUGGACAGUCCUGAUUCUAUUUCACCGAGCAGUAUUAAAACAUUCCGGAACAACAAAGACUACUCCCUACAUGAGUAUAUUCCCGACAACUGGCAAUCAUUCAAUGAAUUCUUCGCCAGACGGGUGAAGAAGCAGUACAGACCAAUUACCACCGAACAAAAAGCUAUCGCUAGUCCUUGUGACGCAAUAUACGAUGGCCGUUGGUCAAUUGCGUCGAAUGGAGAGGUGACAUUUGCAAAGAAAUCCCAAUCUAUCAACUUCAAGGGCAUUACGUGGAAGAUCAGUGAGCUCCUAGAUGAUAGCCAGUAUAGAGAUGAGUUCAAUGGGGGCGAUUUUAUGCAUGCAUUUCUCUUGCCACAUAAUUACCAUCGCGUGCAUGCCCCAGUGGGUGGAAAGGUGGUUGAAGUGAAGACGAUUCCAGGUAAUGUCUACUUGGAGGUAGGAUCGAAGAAGCAUGAAGGAAUCACCCCGAUCCGACGAAUGCCAUCAGGAGAUGGCAAUGAUGUCGAUGCUCAGGACAACCCUGGCUAUCAGUGGAAUCAAGUUCGCGGGCUGAUCGUGUUCGACACAAGCAAAGAUACCGAUCUGAAUAUCGGAUAUGUGGCACUAUUUGCUGUAGGAAUGGCACAAAUUUCGUCAGUGGUAACUUCAGUCACAGCUGGCGAUCAGGUUGGAAAAGGGGACGAGAUUGGACUUAUAAAAUAUGGGGGGUCGGACUACGUGCUAGUCUUUCAGAAGGACAAGAUAGAUUUCAGCAAAGCACAGCAAGUGUUUUACCCUAUGGGUAAGUCGUUGAAUAUAUAUGGGAAGUAA